ACCAUGCCCAUUCUCCUGCCUUCCCUACUGCUCUUCCAAGCCUUGUUUCUUGCGCCUCUUCAUGCCGCCCAAUUCAACUACAAGGACGCUCUCACCAAAUGCCUUAUUUUCCUCGAGGCUCAGAGGUCCGGCAAGCUCCCUCCCAACCACCGCCCCCCUUGGCGCGGCGACUCCGCCCUCGACGACGGCAAGCUUGCCAAUGUAGACCUCGAGGGAGGGUAUUAUGAUGCUGGAGACAACGUCAAGUACGGCCUUCCCAUGGCUUUCACCGUCACUACUCUUGCAUGGGCUGCUUUGGCUUACCCGGCCGAGACCCAAGCCGCCGGUGAAAUGGAAAAUCUUAAAGCUGCCAUCCAAUGGGGUACCGAUUAUCUUCUCAAGGCUUCUUCUCGCCGCAAUCGUUUCUACGUCGAGGUGGGGGACCCAGUUAAGGAUCAUGAGUGUUGGAUUAGGCCUGAAAAUAUGAAGACUCCCAGGACUGUGCUGCAAAUUGAUCGUACCACUCCUGGUACAGAAAUUGCUGCUGAAACCUCUGCAGCUAUGGCUUCUUCUUCCAUCGUUUUUAGAAACUCUAAUCGAACCUAUUCUCGUCGUCUUCUCAACAAAGCUAAAUUGCUUUUUCAGUUUGCUAAAAUGAACCGGGGAACUUAUGAUGGAGAGUGCCCUUUCUAUUGCUCUUACUCCGGCUACAAUGAUGAGUUGUUGUGGGCUGCUACAUGGCUAUACAUUGCAACGAGGAGGCCAGCUUAUUUGAAGUACAUUACAGAAGAGUCUGUUAGUGGCAGUGUAGCUGAAUUCAGCUGGGAUCUCAAAUAUGCUGGCGCUCAAAUUCUUCUUUCCGAGAUCUAUUUUCAAGGAGAGAAGGGGUUACAGAUGUACAAAAACCAGGCCGAUAGCUAUAUUUGUUCCAAUCUUCCAAACAGCCCUUACCACCAAAUUUAUCUAUCUCCAGGUGGAAUGGUUCACAUGAGAGAUGGAGCCAACACGCAAUACGUUACGGGAACCGCGUUCUUGUUUAGUGCUUAUAGCGAUAUCCUUGCAACCCAUCAACAAACGGUUCAAUGCGGCGGUCAGCAGUUCGACUCGACUCAACUCAUGACGUUUGCCAAGAAACAGAUGGAUUACCUGUUGGGGAACAACCCACAGGGAAGAUCGUACAUGGUGGGGUUUGGGAACAACCCACCGACGCAGGCGCACCACCGCGGCGCGUCGGUGCCGGUGAUGCCAGUCAACGCAGAAGUGAACUGCGCAAUGAGUUUCGUGUACUGGCUGAACAAGGACACGCCGAACCCCAACGAGCUAACCGGCGCAAUUCUGGGCGGCCCCGACCGCAGUGACAACUUCCUGGACAAGCGUGUGGUGUCACCCAUGACCGAGCCCGUGACUUACACAAACUCCCUCGCCGUUGGAGUCCUCGCAAAGCUGGCCGCCCACAGGUUCACCUGAAAAAUCAAUUCCCGACAACAUACCUUAUUUAGGCGUUUUUAGUCUCUUCUUCUUA
Cucurbita maxima (winter squash) is the source of this 1501-nucleotide messenger RNA. Its product is annotated as endoglucanase 16-like. Bases 4 to 1446 code for a protein of 480 amino acids. The record is from RefSeq and is a predicted model, not a curated record. Gene Ontology annotation, biological process: carbohydrate metabolic process. The transcript is spliced from 8 exons. Gene Ontology annotation, molecular function: hydrolase activity, hydrolyzing O-glycosyl compounds. Lineage: Eukaryota; Viridiplantae; Streptophyta; Magnoliopsida; Cucurbitales; Cucurbitaceae.